Messenger RNA from Drepanopeziza brunnea f. sp. 'multigermtubi' MB_m1, 1092 nucleotides. RefSeq lists its product as uncharacterized. Gene Ontology annotation, molecular function: actin filament binding. Gene Ontology annotation, cellular component: Arp2/3 protein complex; actin cytoskeleton. Gene Ontology annotation, biological process: Arp2/3 complex-mediated actin nucleation. Lineage: Eukaryota; Fungi; Ascomycota; Leotiomycetes; Helotiales; Drepanopezizaceae. The record is from RefSeq and is a predicted model, not a curated record.
AUGGCUGCCCCAGAAGUCCACCAGCUGUUCCACCACCCGAUCGCAGAUCAUUCCUUCUCCGCCGACAAGCAAACACUUGCUGUAGCACGAGACACCAGCGUUGAACUGUAUGGACGUACAGGUGCUGGUUUCAAGCUGAAAGAUGAGUUGAAGGGUCACGAUAAGACUGUGACCAGCGUGGAUAUUGCGUUAGACAGUGGCAGGAUCGUCACUUGCUCGCAAGACCGAAAUGCCUUAGUCUGGGAGCCCUCACCAACUGGCUACAAGCCCACCCUCGUUCUUCUCCGCAUCAACCGUGCUGCUACAUUCGUUCGGUGGUCUCCCUCCGAAACCAAGUUUGCCGUGGGAUCCGGUGCAAGAGUUAUCGCCAUAUGCUACUUCGAAGAGGAGAACGAUUGGUGGGUAUCCAAGCAUAUCAAGAAGCCUAUCCGCAGCACUAUCACAACCGUGGCAUGGCAUCCAAACUCUGUGCUCCUGGCAGCUGGGUCAACUGAUGCUCACGCAAGAGUAUUCUCCAGCUUUAUCAAGGGCGUGGAUGCCAGACCAGAGCCAGGAGUUUGGGGUGAAAGACUGCCAUUCAAUACUGUUUGCGGAGAAUACCUGAAUAACUCUGCUGGAUGGGUUCAUGCUGUCUCAUUUUCGCCUAGUGGAAAUGCUCUUGCUUUCGCGGCCCACGAUAGCAGCAUCACUGUUGUCUACCCGAACGGUGCAGAUCAGCCUCCUAGAGCAGUCGUGAGCGUAAGCACACAACUUCUGCCUUUCAUGAGUCUCAUCUGGAACGGCGAGAGCGAGAUCAUCGCUGCAGGUUACGACUGUGAGGCCUACCGCCUCAAGGGUAACGAGGGUGGUUGGCAAUUAACCGGGUCCUUGGAAUCGAAGGGAAGACCGGGACUUGGUGAUACGCGGGAGGAAUCAGCUUUCAACAUGUUCAAGCAAAUGGACUUGAAAGGAAAGACUACAGAUGAUACUAAGUUGAAGACGGUUCAUCAGAAUACGAUCAGCACCAUCCGUGUCUAUGAAGAAUCCGGUGGCGCUGUUCGGAAGUUCAGCACGAGUGGUGUUGAUGGAAGAAUAGUAAUCUGGAACGCUUAG